This is a messenger RNA of Leguminivora glycinivorella, 360 nucleotides long. RefSeq lists its product as uncharacterized. NCBI's taxonomy places the organism in Eukaryota, Metazoa, Arthropoda, Insecta, Lepidoptera, Tortricidae. The coding region runs from base 37 to 360 and encodes 107 amino acids. The record is from RefSeq and is a predicted model, not a curated record. The transcript has 3 exons.
UGCAGAUCAUAAUCGAUAGUUCAAUUUCUUUGAAAAAUGUCUUCUGAUAUAAUUCAAACGCGUAACACAGUGCCCCGUAAGCGGGGAAGACCCGCAGGAAGAGGUCGAGUUUCUCUUACUUUAUAUGAAAAACGAGCUCUCAAUGCGUCGUAUGAGAAGGAGAGAAGAGCUGCUAUGAACGAAGCUCUAGAAAAUUUGGCGAAAGAGGCCGGUGUGCAGAGUACUUUGUCUGUUCCGGACCUGUUAGCGGAGGUCUUGACGCUUCUACAAAAGUCGAUGAAGCGCGACAAAUACUGGGACGCUGAGAGACUGCGGAAAGCCAAUGAGGACCUGGAAUCUGAAAGUAAGUUGCCCCGCUAA